Molecule: messenger RNA, 802 nt
Organism: Grammomys surdaster
Lineage: Eukaryota; Metazoa; Chordata; Mammalia; Rodentia; Muridae
Product: spermatid-specific linker histone H1-like protein
Exons: 1
Coding region: 228-746 (172 amino acids)
Biological process (GO): nucleosome assembly
Cellular component (GO): nucleosome
Molecular function (GO): DNA binding
Source: RefSeq, a predicted model, not a curated record
GUUGGUUGAGGCCAAUCGUGGGUGAUCAUUCUCGGUCCUCUCUCUGGCCGAGGUGUGGCCCAGACCUCCCCCCCACUUCCUACAGAGGUGCCUCUGAGGGAAAUAGAAGACAGAACAAAGCCCACCCUCUACCAAGAGGAGGAACCAGGUGGACUUUUCCAGCCACCACCCUGGAGAUCCUGGCACCUAGUGCUCUACGGUCAUCUCCGGAAGAGUAUCAGAGAAACAUGCCAUUGGUGUCACCAUCUCCAGCCUCAAAUGCUGUGGUGGCUAGAGACCAAGAUGCCAGUACAUCACAGGUCCCAAGCCAGGGCGAGAGUAAGACUGGGCCCAACGUCGGCACCCAUAUCCUGCGGAAGCCCACCAUGUCUAAGGUGAUCCUGAGGGCUGUAGCUGACAAGGGAGUACAUAGCCGUGUGUCCCUUGCUGCCUUGAAGAAAGCUGUGUCCAUCACAGGGUACAAUAUGGCCCAGAACACCUGGCGCUUCAAGCGUGUGCUCCAGAAUCUAGUGAAGAAAGGUAUGCUCAAGCAGGUGACUGGCAAAGGUGCUUCAGGCUCUUUCCGCCUGGGCAAGAAGAAGGCCUUCAAGUCCAAGCGCAGAGCCAAGAGACGCCAGCGGAGGCAACAGAGGCAGAAGCCUGCGCAGCACCUGUCUGGACCAGGUCGAUCACUACUAGGCUCCAGAAAGAGCAAUAACCAGCUUUUCAAAGGAGUUCGUAGGGUGGCUAAAGGCCGCCACCAAUAAUAAGGUCAGGCGGGGUGCUAGGCUUGCCACAAAGUGGGAAUAAAACCCAACUUAUU